AUGGUGUGGUUGUGUGCGUCAACUUUGAUUCAAGUCAUUUCAAUUAUCAUGUUUUUUCCAUCAAUAAUUCUCAACGUUUUAUUAUUGACAGCUAUUGAUUAUGAGAAGAAAAAUGGGAAUAAAUAUGAGUUUGUGAGUUUUGAUUCGGGUUACUGUGGAUUUGGAGGUACUGUAGAGGAUUCUCAGGGGUUACUGUAUAGCUCAACUUCCAUUCGAAAAUAACAGUGAUUUUUAUAGCUCGAUUUUUCUCGCUCAGAUUCAAGCCUAACAUGUUUAGGUUUGAGCAAAGACCCAUAUUUAGACCUAAACUUUAAAUACUCAAAUCUAGACUUUCCAUAAAAUCCCCCCUCAUUUCCUACAGUACAACACAAUAUUCCGCUUCACUGCUCAUACCAAUAUUGCCUAUACAAUUCUUCUCACAAUUCUCCAGCCAAUUCUAAUAGUUAGCCAAAGCUCAGUUUAUGUCGCAAUUCUGGGAAUCGGUUCAUCUUUCCCGAUUUUGCUCAAAAAUUUUCUAUUCGCCAUUUUUAUUGGCUUGUUGACGUUCAAGAAUUUGGAAUCACCCGUUGCACUUGGGUUACGGUAUUUCAAUAUUAUCAAGUAAGUUAGAGGGUACUGUAUUCUUAUGUUUGAUCAUAAUUUUUUCAGAAAAAUCGAUAUUUCCAAAAAGUUCAAGCCAGUUUUAAUUGUUGUUUUUCUGUUAUGCGUGGCAGCCACACUUCAUUAUUUCAUAUUUAUUUAUUUACAAACUCAAGAUUUCGCGCCAAAUUGGGAUAGUUAUCAAAAAUCGAUUUCGAGUUAUACUUGUAACAUAAAUAAUGGAUUUUUGGUGAUGGACAGGGUAGGUUCUAGAUUUAUUGGGCUUGGGCUCUAUAUAGGCUUGCGGCUACUCAGUUUUCAGGUUUCUCAGGGGCAGAAGACUUUCGAAGUCUUUGAUGGCCUAGAUAUCCAAUCCUGACCUAGUAAACCAACAAAAAAAAAUUUCACGGCUUUCCAGAUAGUCGCCUAUUACUUGUUCUGCGAAGCGAUUCCACUAAUUAUCGGUUUCGGAUUCUGUGUUAUUAUUGAUAUUUUUCUGGCUCGUCACAUUUUACGCAACAAUGACAAUCGAUCGAAAAUCGGAUAUCAUGAAUCGAAAAAUCUUGGAAUAACGUUGAUUUUGAUGGUGAGAUUGGGCUUCUGAAUUGCCACGUGGAUUUUAAAAUUAAAUUCUGACUAUCCAGCCACGUUAAAAAAACAUUUUGAAAAUUCUAAAUCCUAAAUACUGUUCAUUUAUUUUGCCAUGUGAAUUUUGAAUAAUUCUAGCCUGAAUAAAAUUAUUUUUUCGAAAUUCUAAAUUGCCACGUGGAUUUUUAGAUAAUUCAAAUUAAAAAAAAAUUCUCGAACUCAAAAUUCACGUGAUUUUUUUCAAUUUAUGGAAUUUUCCGAACUGCCACGUCAUCAAAAUCCUGUUUUUUUGAAAAAAAUUCUAAAUUUUUCACGUCACAGAAAUUGUUAAACAAAAAAAAAUUCACAUAAUAUUUUUUUCAUUUCUAAAAUUUUCACAAACUGAUACGUCAUCUCAUUCCAGAACAUCACCACCGUUUUCCUCCAAACCAUUCCCAUCCUAAUCUUCUCAAUCUUCGUAAUUCUCAAAACCGACGUCGGACUUCGCGCAAUUCCCACCCUUCUCGGCUCAUAUUUCAUGCCGCUUCUAUCGCCAGCAAUCAUUUUUUAUCACAUUCUUCCCUAUCGAAUUCAUUUGUAUCGAAGAUUUGGUUUACUGAAAUCCCAGGCAACUGUGGGACUUUCACAAACUUCAAUUUAG
Messenger RNA from Caenorhabditis angaria, 1807 nucleotides. The record is from the annotation of a GenBank genome assembly. NCBI's taxonomy places the organism in Eukaryota, Metazoa, Nematoda, Chromadorea, Rhabditida, Rhabditidae.